AUAAAUUUUCAUUCAUCCUGAUAUGGAAAAUAGUUAUAUUUUUGACACUUCCAGAAAAGAAGCCCUUGAAUGUGAUUGUGCUAACAAAUUCUUAAUGAUCACAAUACUCUCAUCAGAUGUCUUUCAGAAGCAGACAAAUAUGAUUGUUACAACUUACAAGCACCUUGUUUUUGACGCCCAAAUAAAACUAAAUCCCUUUACUACAUGCAUUACAUGCUGGUUUGCCCUUACUUAUACCUUCUGAAUCACACAAUUAAGCAUCCUUCUAUUGCAUACUACAUGUCCACUAGCCAACCUGGGAAAAAAAUGUCCUCUUCAUCACCUGAAAUUGUCGUCACUAGCUCCCCUGAUGGCCCCAUAACUGCCUAUGACACCGUCUCAGGCACCACCCUAGCUUGCUUCACCGGCAGCCGGUCACCUCGCCAUGGCCUUGCCCUUGCAGGAAAUGCUUAUGUUGCUGCCUCUCACAUCUCCUCAUCCACAGCUUCAGGCUCUAUUCACCUCUACAAUUGGUGGUCUCCUACAGCUUUGCACCACCUUCCUGUUCCUGAACCUGUGGCUCCACUCGCUGCAACUCCUGAUGGCUUGUAUCUAUUUGCAGGUGGUCUUUCUGGAAGCGUCUAUUCUAUAACAAUCCCUUCAGGGAGCAUUCUCAGAUCAUUUCCUGCUCAUGACAAGCCUGUAUCUUCUCUCAGAAUCAAUAGUGACUGGUCACUUGUGAUUUCUGGAGGCGAUGAUGGUACUAUUGCUGUUGUUCCAAUAUUUCAGCUUGUAGAAGCAUCAGGGGAAGAGAGUCCUAGCAACUUGACAUUGCAUAGAUUUGUUGCUCAUGAUGGUCCUGUGACAAGUAUCAUUGCUUGCAUGGGAUUAUGCCAUCCUACCAUAGUUUCUUGUUCAACAGAUUGCACUUGCAAGCUGUGGAGCCUUUUGGAAGGAAGAAAUCUGCAGACAGUGGCGUUCCCAUGUGUGAUUUCUAGCAUCGCAUUGGACACAACAGAAGCAGAAUUCUAUGCUGCAGGAUCUGAUGGUUUGAUUUACAAAGGAUUCCUGAAGGUUGGAAGCACAAAAGAGGCGAACCAGAGUCGUGAAUUGGUCACAUGGGCAGAAAAACAUGGUGGAGCUGUCGUAUCAGUGGUGGUGGUGAAUGAGGGGAAGAAUUUGGUAUCUGCUGCAGAAGAUGGAAGUAUUUACAUAUGGGAAAUAGAAAGGGGGCAAGUGCUUAUGGUUCUUGGCAAUGACAUGGAAGGCAUCAGUGAUGUAGUGGUGGCCAAAGGGAUUAGUUAUGGUAAAGCGUAUGGGCUUCGAAUAGGCAAUGACAUGAAUGAAUUUGGCGGUGGGAAUUUGGGAUUAUCAGGGAAAGAGCUUAGCUCCAAACCCAUAAAGGAUACGAUGGGUGUAGAGGAUGUUCUAACUGUGGCAGCAAGUGACAGGAGAAAAGCCAUUGACAUGCUUGAGUCUGCAAUUAGAGUGUAUGAGAGGCUUUUGGAGCUCAUUCUCAAGGAGGCCAAGGGAUGCGCUAGCAAAAAUGGUGAAACUGAGGAAGAUGACAUGCAAACACAUUGAAAUAAACAAAAGGACGGACCAUAACUUCUUUCCUUUACCUCCACCUUCAAGAAGGGUAUUGAUUAUUAAAUUUGAGGUGAAUUAUAUCAAUGGUGAUUAAACUUUAAACAGA
Messenger RNA from Hevea brasiliensis (rubber tree), 1675 nucleotides. Its product is annotated as protein ROOT INITIATION DEFECTIVE 3-like. Gene Ontology annotation, molecular function: protein binding. Gene Ontology annotation, cellular component: nuclear pre-replicative complex. The record is from RefSeq and is a predicted model, not a curated record. The coding region runs from base 205 to 1563 and encodes 452 amino acids. The transcript has a single exon. Gene Ontology annotation, biological process: DNA-templated DNA replication; rRNA processing. NCBI's taxonomy places the organism in Eukaryota, Viridiplantae, Streptophyta, Magnoliopsida, Malpighiales, Euphorbiaceae.